AUGUCUUCAGCAGAGAAAGGCCCUGCCGUUGAAGCACCGCGUCCAUCUCGCAUCCCUUACUGGCGUGUCCUCACCGAUCAAGGGGCUUGCACACCUGAAAUAAUCGAAUAUCCUUACACCGGAGCAGGUACCGAUGAUGACCCCUAUGUCGUCGAAUGGAUCCCCAAUGAUCCUCGCAAUCCGAUGGAAUUCGAUGCCAGUCUGAAGUGGUCAUACACCAUCUUAGUGGCAUUCGCCACACUUGCCGUUUCCCUAUGUUCCUCUGCAUAUGCAGGAGGUAUGGAUCAAGUCCUUGUGGACCUGGACGUCGGCGAAGAAGUGGCUACACUAGGUGUCAGCUUGUUCGUCCUAGGCUUUGCAGUCGGCCCUCUACUCUGGGCUCCUCUCAGUGAACUCAUCGGUCGUCAGAUCGUGUUCUUGAUUACAUUCUUUUCACUCGCUGCCUUCUGUGCAGGCGCAGCAGGUUCUCAACAUGCCUAUGUUCUAAUCAUCCUUCGUUUCUUCGCCGGAUCCUUUGGCUCAUCGCCUUUUACAAACGCCGGUGGUGUCAUUGCUGAUAUCUUCCCUGCUGAGAACCGUGGCUUGGCUACUAGUCUCUUCGCUGGAGCACCCUUCCUCGGUCCUACACUAGGCCCUGUCGUUGGAGGCUUCUUAGGAGAGAACGCUGGUUGGCGAUGGGUGCAAGGCUUCCUGGCCGUAUUUACUGGGUUGAUCUGGAUCAUAGGAGUGCUGGUAGUUCCCGAAACCUACGCCCCCGUUCUGCUGCGCAAGAGAGCAGAGCGCUUGUCGGAAAUCACUGGGAAAGUCUAUCGCAGCAAGCUGGAGAUGGAACGAGGAAAGGUUUCUACCGGAGCUGCUUUCGGUACUGCGCUUAAGCGCCCAUGGAUUCUUCUCUUCGCCGAGCCUAUCGUUCUAUUACUCUCCAUCUAUAUGGCCAUUGUUUACGGAACCCUCUAUAUGCUAUUCGAUGCCUUCCCUAUCGUCUUCCAGGAAAUUAGAGGAUGGAGCGAAGGUGUCGGUAGCUUACCUUUCCUUGCUGUGAUGACUGGAAUGAUGAUUGCUGUUGGCUUGAAUAUGUACGAUAACAAGCGCUAUGUUCGCAUUCAUAAGGCACACAACGGGUUCGCACCACCCGAAGCACGUCUUCCACCAACCAUGCUGGGUGGACUUGCCAUCCCAAUUGGUCUCUUCUGGUUUGCCUGGACAAAUUACCCUUCUAUCCACUGGAUCGUCUGUGUAAUCGCCACCGCACCUUUCGGCUUCGGAAUGGUCUUCGUCUUCCUCGGUAUUAUGAAUUAUCUUAUCGACUCAUACACCAUCUACGCGGCAUCUGUUCUCGCAGCCAACUCGAUCAUUCGUUCGUGUUUCGGUGCAGGAUUCCCACUGUUCACAACAUACAUGUACGAUAACCUUGGCAUCCAUUGGGCCUCCUGUGUUCCUGCCUUCCUGUCACUCGCAUGUGUGCCAUUCCCUUUUAUCUUCUACCGUUAUGGCCCGGCUAUCCGUCGCAAGUGCAAAUACGCUGCCGAGGCAGACGAAUUUAUGCGCAAAUUGGCUAGCAAGGCCAAUGAAAAGCAAGCUGUCGAGGAGCCUGUGGAGAAUGUGGCUGAGGAGACAAAUGAGGUCACCGAGCAGAACAAGAUUGCAGAGCCAGUACGAACUUCCGUUGACAGCGCCUCUACCUCUUCUCGUUCGUCUUUGGAACGCACUGAGACAUACGAGGCGAGUCCCUACGAUAUUGAUCGUGUGAAUACACGCAAUUCGGCUAUUACACAAAAUUCGAAGUCUACCCGAGGCAAGACCUCGCGGAUGUUCAGUUUCGUGCGUUCGUAA
Molecule: messenger RNA, 1833 nt
Organism: Penicillium malachiteum
Lineage: Eukaryota; Fungi; Ascomycota; Eurotiomycetes; Eurotiales; Aspergillaceae
Product: MFS transporter
Exons: 1
Coding region: 1-1833 (610 amino acids)
Biological process (GO): transmembrane transport
Molecular function (GO): transmembrane transporter activity
Source: RefSeq, a predicted model, not a curated record